Messenger RNA from Trachemys scripta elegans, 1428 nucleotides. RefSeq names its product retinoic acid receptor responder 1 (gene RARRES1). The transcript is spliced from 6 exons. Bases 161 to 988 code for a protein of 275 amino acids. Gene Ontology annotation, molecular function: metalloendopeptidase inhibitor activity. Lineage: Eukaryota; Metazoa; Chordata; Testudines; Emydidae. The record is from RefSeq and is a predicted model, not a curated record.
GGAGCCUCCUUGGUGGUGCUCGAUCGCUUCCCGGCACUGACAGCCGGGGCAGGAGGGGCGGGGAGCCGGCCCGACCCUUGCUAUUUGUACUGGCGCUUGCGGGCUCAGUGCAGAGCCGCCUCUGGACGCGCAGCACCUCGAGCACCCGGCAUCGCUGAACAUGCAGCGGCGAAGCGCAGCCCGGCUCGGCCCCCUUCUGCUCCUGCUCCUACUGCCUCUGGCGUGGGGUGAGGGCCCCGAGCCGCCCCGAGCCGACGGAGAGCUGCAAGUCUCCAACCGCCUGGCCGGGCAGGCGGCCCGGGUGGCGCUGCACUAUCUCAACUACCGCAUGGGGUCGCCUAGCGCGCUGCGGGCGCUGGGACAGGUCCGGAAAGCCACGGUCAAGACUAUCCCAGGAAUUGGACAUAAGUACUACCUGCAGUUCACUACAGAAGACUACAAAAGCAGCCAAAACGUUGGGACCUGCCUUGCUACAGUGCUCUACCUGAAGAGGAAACCUCGACCUGCUGUUAAUAUAAACUGCACAUAUACCAAAGAUCAGAAGCAAACCCGAGAAGAUGACUACAGCUUUUACAAAAAAAUGAGGCAACAAACCAAACCAAUCACUGGAAAUGAUAUUCCUGACAGCUAUGGAAAUAUUGAACCAGCCUUGGAGCCAGCCUGGGCUUUGGCAGUUGCUGGCAGCAGUUACCUAAUGUGGGAAAAGUCAACAGAGAACUUAGGCUAUUUCAUGGCACAAGUCAAGAAUGUGAAGCAGUGGAUAACUAAAGAUGAUUCGAUUGAGUUUGACUACUCGGUUGUACUACAUGAAAUUCCAACACAGGAAAUGAUUUCAUGCCACCUCCGUGUCAUUUGGACUCCUGGUCGUCCCCUGAAAGUGAAGUACUUCUGCUUGUCAGAGAAUCAGCGAUCAGAAUCUGGAGAAGGGUCUGGAACAGAAUCUGGGUCUACUAAUGGAAUUUUCAAUGAGGAAGAAGCAAAUUUUUAAAAAGAUUAAUGUUGGCUUUUAUAUAAAGAUUUGAAAUGGAAAAAUAUCUUGCAUUAAUAGUUCCAAUCGGUAUUGUGAUAACUCUUCUACACAAAUUGUAUUGCAAUGAAUUUGAAGCCUUUUGACUAGUCAACUUUCACCAAAAAUAAAUCUCUGUAGAAUUUCUUAAAUGAAAGAAAUCACACAUUCUAUAUAGCUACCUAAAAAUGUCCUUAUAAAAUAUAUACACACACCCUUGAUUUUAUUUCACUAAAUUACUUAGCUGUAACUCAGAAUGUGAACAAAGUUAAUAUAUGUGGAUAAAAGUCUUGAGAAAAGUAUUAAUUUUCCAUCUCCAUAAGAAAAAUAUUUGUCUACCAAUUUUUUUACAUUUUUGACCAGAAAUAUUAUGUUAGCUUUUAACUUAUAUCAACAGUAAAACAAAUACCAUUACAUUUGGA